This is a messenger RNA of Puntigrus tetrazona (Sumatra barb), 614 nucleotides long. RefSeq names its product mitochondrial ribosomal protein L36 (gene mrpl36). The record is from RefSeq and is a predicted model, not a curated record. The transcript has 2 exons. Gene Ontology annotation, molecular function: structural constituent of ribosome. The coding region runs from base 158 to 517 and encodes 119 amino acids. Gene Ontology annotation, cellular component: ribosome; mitochondrial large ribosomal subunit. Gene Ontology annotation, biological process: translation; ribosome biogenesis. NCBI's taxonomy places the organism in Eukaryota, Metazoa, Chordata, Actinopteri, Cypriniformes, Cyprinidae.
GCAUGCGUGCUUUAUGACUUUCCUCAAAGUCAUUACGUCACAGGAAGUCGCAGCGUUUCUGUCGGUUGGCGGCGUGUUGUUUUCACAUCGAUGGUUUUGGAUAAAUCGUUUGCUUAUUUUAGCGUUCUGUCUGCAUUUCUAGGCAGGUCUUGACACCAUGGCGCCGCUGCUGCUCCCCUGUCUUGUUGGUUCCUUGACGAGACAGUUGGGCCGAGUCGCCGGAUGCGCUGCUCUCGGCUCCUUACCUUCAGUAGGUGCACAGAGAUGCCUCUCCACCAUCACGGCUGCAGCGGCACGCUUCAGAGGAGUCGUGCACCCGGCGUAUGAGCCACACGCGCCGUUCCUCUCACUGCUGCUUGGACAGUCCCAGCAGCUCCUGCGCGUUCAACCGGCCGCUGGCAUGAAGACUAAAACCGCUCUCAAAAGACGCUGCAAAGACUGCUUUUUCGUCCGCCGCCGCGGAAGGCUGUUUGUUUUUUGCAAAUCCCACCCCAAACACAAGCAGCGGCAGGGGUGAAUGAAUCCAUUGAGACUGUUUCUCAAUCACUUGAAUGGUGUACUGAGCUUGUAAAGAUCAUAGAGUUUCUAAUAAAUUCGGCUUCCUCAACUGAAAA